CCUUCCCAGUACACAGUAUCUUUUAGGGCAGGUUCCCACAUGUUCACUCGGCUAAAAGGUGUUUUGUCUUACACGUUUAGCUGUUUAUUUUGAGAUUGCUUUCCAGAGGAAUUCAGAGGUACAUAAGGAGAGUGAUUACUUCUGAAUUCUUGCCUAUUGAAAAAAAAAUAAUAGUAGAAACAUGGGACUUCAAUGCUAUACCGAUUUCCUCACUGCUGUGUAGGGUCUUUGUGAGGUGUAGGCUGCUGGUGAGCUAUUACUAAAUCAGACACACCUUUGGGUUGGGCUAUUUUGGAAACUAAAUACUUGAUCAGGCUUGAGGUCUGGUCUGCUUGGGAGAAGUGAUUUUAUUUUGUGUUGUUACAUGUACUUUGAUGAGCCGAUGCAGUUGAAGGACAGUGUCCUCUGUGUAACAGAUCAAAGGCAGACAAGUGGUGCCCUGUAGGAAGCCUCACCUGACUGUUUUCAUAGUGAGGAUUGCUGGCUUUCAGACAACUAGGCAAGAAAGAAAAAGUGACAUCCAAUGGGGGUACCUUUAUUUGGUGAUAGCAAGCCCUUCUAUUACCGGAUCUGGAAUGGACUAAGUCAGAAGCUGCAAGGCAAAAAAUCCUGGGAUAAACAUCUGGAUGAAAUCUACUUACUCCAGCAGAAAAGGAUCUGUGAGUCCCCGCUCCUCCAGGCUGCCAAGGAGAACAACAUCCCAGCCAUUAGGAAACUUCUCAUUGAUGGAACAUGUGAUAUCUACCAGAGAGGUGCAACAGGGGAGACUGCCCUUCAUGUAGCUGCCUUGUAUAAUAGCGUGGAGGCUGCAGUGGCUCUAAUGGAAGCAGCUCCAGAGCUUGUCAAUGAGAAGAUGACAUCAGAGCUCUAUGAAGGGCAGACAGCUCUUCACAUUGCAGCAGUGAACCAGAACAUCGCUUUGGUGAAAGCUUUACUCAAGAGAGGGGCCAAUAUCUGCACAGCCCAGGCCACUGGGCACUUCUUCAGACGCAGCUCCCAGAACCUUCUCUAUUUUGGAGAACAUGUUUUGUCUUUUGCUGCCUGUGUGGGAAAUGAGGAGAUUGUGCAGUUGCUCAUUGAAAAUGGAGCUGACAUUAGAGCUCAGGAUUACCUGGGUAACACUGUUCUUCACAUCUUGGUUCUCCAGCCUAAUAAAACAUUUGCCUGCCACAUGUACAGCCUGAUACUUUCCUAUGACAGAAACAAGGAAGGACCAGGAUCACUUGAAUUGAUUCCUAACAAUGAGGGGCUUACUCCAUUCAAACUGGCUGGAGUUGAGGGCAACACUGUGAUGUUUCAAUACCUCAUGCAAAAGCGGAAGCACAAUCUAUGGUCCUUUGGACCCUUGACCACUGUGUUAUAUGAUCUCACAGAGAUUGACUCCUGGGCUGAAGAUCAGUCCUUUCUUGAGCUCAUUGUCUCAACCAAGAAGAGAGAGGCACGCCAGAUCUUAGACCUAACACCUGUGAAGGAGCUGGUGAGCCUGAAGUGGAAUAUGUAUGGACGGCCCUAUUUCUGUUUCCUGGCUUUAUUCUAUGUACUCUACAUGGUCUGCUUCACUAUGUGCUGUGUCUACCGGCCACUGAAAGCCCGAACAGGCAACAAAACAAGCAGUAGAGACAAUACAAUCUAUGUCCAGAAAAUGCUGCAGGAAUCAUAUAUAACAUAUGAGGAUGAGUUGAGGUUGGUGGGGGAGCUGAUCACAGUGAUUGGAGCUGUAGUAAUUUUGAUCCUUGAGAUCCCAGAUAUCCUUAGAGUUGGAGCAGCGAAAUACUUUGGACAAACCAUCCUAGGAGGGCCUUUCCACAUAAUUGUUAUCACAUAUGCUUGUAUGAUUCUGGUAACCAUGGUAAUGCGUCUCACCAGCACUACUGGUGAGGUGGUGCCCAUGUCCUUUGCCCUGGUACUAGGAUGGUGCAAUGUCAUGUACUUCGCACGAGGCUUCCAGAUGCUUGGACCCUUUACCAUCAUGAUCCAGAAGAUGAUAUUUGGAGAUCUUAUGCGCUUUUGUUGGCUCAUGGCUGUGGUGAUACUAGGCUUUGCAUCAGCUUUUUACAUCAUCUUCCAGACAGAGAACCCUGAAAACCUUGGGCAAUUCUAUAACUAUCCCAUGUCCUUGUUCACCACCUUUGAGCUGUUUCUCACUAUAAUUGAUGGCCCUGCAAACUAUGAUGUGGACCUGCCUUUUAUGUACAGUGUCGUAUAUUUUUCCUUUGCCGUCAUUGCCACCCUCCUUAUGCUCAACUUGCUAAUUGCCAUGAUGGGUGACACCCACUGGAGAGUGGCCCAUGAGCGGGAUGAACUCUGGAGAGCCCAGGUUGUUGCUACUACUGUCAUGCUGGAACGGAAAUUGCCACGGUGUCUCUGGCCUCGCUCCGGGAUCUGUGGCCGGGAAUAUGGGCUAGGGGACCGAUGGUAUCUCAGAGUAGAAGACAGGGUUGAUCCCAACAAACACAAGAUGAUGCGGUACACAGAAGCGUUUAAGGCUCAUGAUAGGGAUAACUGUGACAAAGGUCCGGAAAAACUGGAAAUUGACAGUAACAUCUUGUACAAGAAGGAACUGCCUGCUCUGUCAUUGUCACGGAACACAUCAAGGAUGAAUUCUCACAGUGGCUGGGAAAUCCUGAGGCGCAACACCUUCCACUCAAUUCAUGGAGAGGUCAAUCAUGCCAUGGAGGAAGAGGUAUAUGAUGUCUAAACCUCUCUUUUUUUUGUUCCUUUUUUUUAAAUUGUUUUUAUUUUUCCACUCCACAAUGUAAAUCUCAUUUGCCACAGCAGUUGUCUCCUCCAGCUGUUCAUACACACUCAAGCAUGCUACAAAUUCAACAGCCAUGAAGAACUCUGCUUGUGCAUUAUGAAUAGUUCAUGGUGACUAUGCUAUGAUAUACAAAUUCAGUCUUUUCUCUUCUACCUUUUAGGUGUCCCUGUUGUUGCACUAAUAUUUGCACCAAGUUGGUGGGCUUGUUGAUCUAGGGCCUGUGGUUGUUUGCAAUUCUUUGUAGUAACCUAGAGAAAUGAGCAAUAGAAGCCAGCACUGGGAUUUCAACUAUUUACAAAGAGACAAACAGUAAGACCUCUCCCAGAGUAUAACAUUUAGUAUAAUCUCUCCCUCCAGUCUUACAAUAUCCCUCACAAUAUCCUAGAGCUCUCAUUGCAAAUACACCUGGCUGAAGUACUGUUUUAUGAUUUAGUACAGAAAUGAAAAACAAAACAACAAAAAAACAUCUGUAACUAAUCUCAAGAAUGAAGGUAGUUGCUGACACUGUGAUGAUUACAAGGCCUGUAACUAUUCAAUCAGCAUUCAGGCCUGCACAGAUUUUGCCUUCUGAAGAAUGAAAAACUCUUCAGAGAGCUGCAUUCUAGCUGCAUUUUCAACGUUGCUAUCGUAGUAGGACUCCUCUGGUUUAUGAUUUUCAUUUUUUAUUUUAUUAUUUUAUUAUUUUUUCAACAUAGGAAUGCACUUUAAGCUGUGUGUUUGUUUGUUUGUUUGUUUGUUUAAGAAAGAAGUGAUUUCUGUUCUUGGAAGGAUCCUGAAAGAUCUGAAGUGGGAUUUUUUUUCCUAUUGAGCAGAUGAUCUCUGAAGGUCCCUACCAACUGAACUAUUCUAUUCUAUCCUGUUCUAGACCUGGUUAGGUGCCUUUCAGCAGUGUGUUAUCAAGCACCAAAGUGAGCUGAAGCUUGCUUUUCCUUUCCUUGGAAGAGUAGGGUUCUGGACCAUAGUGCUUUGACUUACUACUGAGCCACUGAAUUCAGUCGUAGUAGUAAACUACAAUAUAUCGGUGAAUGAAAUGAAGAAGAAAUUUUGGAUAGACAGAUAAGAGCUAUUGUAAAAGGAGUUCAGAAACUGGUGUUCGCACACACACAUGAGAAGCCUCAAACUAUCUAAUACAUGUCUAGGUCAUCCAUACAAACAUGAUGGUCACAGAAUCACAGAAUCACAGAAUUUCUAGGUUGGAAGAGACCUCAAGAUCAUCGAGUCCAACCUCUAACCUAACACUAACAGUCCCCACUAAACCAUAUCCCUAAGUUCUACAAUGAUGUUUCAGUCUGUCAGUAUGUCAUCUGCCUAGGGCCACUUUAAGAAAAAUAGAGAAAUGCUCGGAGAAGUGGACUAUCAUUCCUGGGGUUUUAGCAUUUUUAGGUUUCAUUCCAAUAGCAGAAGCGAGUGAAAAUCAGCAGAUGGUCUUAACAUUUCCUUUCUGACUGUACCAAUGACAGAACGUUUGUUUUUUAAGAAACCAUGGAUUGUAAUCUAGCACUAGGCUUUGAGUCAAACCACCUUGUGAUAAGCAAAGCAGACAACAAAAAAGCUGAAUCCAGUGGAUUUCUGAUUGUUCUGCAAUAUCACUGCAAACACCUCCCACAUCUCCUCUAUUGCAGGUGUUGUAAUAAGUGUCAUGAUCUUUGCAAUUAUGUGUAUUUAUUUAAAUGUUGUCUUUCUAUUUCUUGAAUGUGUAGUUAUAUGAGACUGUCUCUCUGUACUUCAGCUGCAUACCUUCUGAGCUGAUACAUUUUGUUGAAUUGAAAGUUUUUUUUACUUAAGUGUUGUCAGCCCUUCCCUAAAUAUUUGGGGUUUGCACUGAUGGUCUAUGGAUAUGGAAACAAUGUGGAGCAUUAAGCAAAAAUAUGAAUUGUUGCUCUAAUUUUAGAUAAAUUUUCUUUCCAGUGAAUGGGAAAUAACAGGAAGGAAAGAACUGAUGGCUUCCCCUCUACUCUCACAGUCUUUUCACUAGCUUGAAAAACUACAGAAAUACAUUUAAGAUGGAGCUGACUGGCCAUUUCUGCACAAGGACUCCUCUUUGUCAUUAUUUAACAAUAAUAAUAAUAAUAUAAUAAUAAUAAUAAUAAAAACUAGUUUGACAUAUACACUGUGUAAACCCUGGCUCUAAGAAUGCAUUUGUGUUCUUCUUCAUCACUUUAAACAGUAAUGAAAAUUUUGACCGUAGAACUCAUAACAAUAUAUUGACUUUGCAGGAGGCAAAACAGAACUCAGUUAACAGUGCUAGGCUUUUAUAGACUUCUGUAUUUGCCUUCCAUAAGGAGAAAAAAAAUCCCAUAUUUUUAAGGUAGUGCCUUUUUAAAAAUUGCAGUCUGUAAGCAUUAGAUUUCAACAUUUUUGCAUAGAAACCAUGCACAAAACAGCAUUAAAUCCGUGUAAUUUAUUUACAUACAUUUAUUUAUUUUAAUCUGUGUAAUAUAUUUGGACUCGCUUUAUGUCAAUAAGUGUAGAGAAAAUAUGGUAAUUCUUGUGGUGUUUUAGAGAUCAGUUUAGACCGAUUCUAUUCAAGCUCAGAGCUGAACAACAGCUAUUGGAAAAAAAUUUCAGGUGGUAAAGGUCAGCAGAAAUAAUGAAGACAAAUAUAUUAAAUUUAAUUUGUAAUUCUAGAAUAUCUACCCUUUUCUAUUAGGGCAUAUACACACUUGCUGGGCCUAUAUGAAUGUCAGGAGGCACCAGAAAAACAUUGCAUUGCUGGCUCAAUGCAAUCUAUCUCAAACAGGGAAACAACAAUGACUGUAGUAACACAAAAGGUAAAGCACUUUUGCUUUAAUAUUCUGCAUGAAUAUGCUCCUUCAGGAUUUGAUCCAGUGUUUUGCAUUUUGUGAUGUAGAUAUAAACUAAAACUCCAAAGCAGUAUUGCUCCUUUUUGGCGUUGAAAGGUAUCUCCCUUAUCCCUCUUGACAACAUUGCAAUGAUUUCAAAACCAACAUUCCUACCCUCCUUGAAACUGUUUAUCUCAAUCUAUCUUCCAAACUACUGAAGUAACUUCUGAGUUUAUGAUAAUGUAUCAAGAAUGAAUGUUCUGAUCCAGCUGCAUGUAUUAAAAUGACAAAUAUUUUGCUGAAAAUAAAAAAUUUAAAUACAUGGAC
Molecule: messenger RNA, 5868 nt
Organism: Anas platyrhynchos (mallard)
Lineage: Eukaryota; Metazoa; Chordata; Aves; Anseriformes; Anatidae
Product: transient receptor potential cation channel subfamily V member 6
Biological process (GO): calcium ion import across plasma membrane
Cellular component (GO): plasma membrane
Molecular function (GO): calcium channel activity; protein binding
Source: RefSeq, a predicted model, not a curated record